Molecule: messenger RNA, 435 nt
Organism: Rotaria socialis
Lineage: Eukaryota; Metazoa; Rotifera; Eurotatoria; Philodinida; Philodinidae
Source: the annotation of a GenBank genome assembly
AUGUUUAUCAAUCAUGCUAUCCGUUUUCUUAUUAUUAUUAUUUUGAUAUUCAUUAUUAUUCCUGCGAGUUCUACAUUUGAGAAUAGUGAACAGCAAUAUGUUGAUGAUAUUUUCAUCAAGUCUGAUCUAAUCGCAACUAUUUUCCCGCUUAUUCACCGCCAGCCAUCGAUUGAUAAAGCAAUUAAUUUACAUGGGCAAUCAAUUUUUAAUAAAGAUAAUAUGCAGUCAGCAGAAAAACAAUUUCAUUCGGUUGAAAAAACAAAAAAUUCCAUGAAAUUUUCAAGAGACAAACGUGGUUGGUUUUUUACAAAUUCUGAAAAAUUGGAUAAGAAUGCUGAUUUCAUGUCGAAUAUAAAAAUGCAGCAAGGUGUAUUUGGACAAAAAAUAUGGCGACUGACUGCGCCUAGACGUCGUCCUUCGUUAUUAAGAAACUAA